AUGGCCAGAUUCUUACAUGAGAUUUUAGAAACGUCAGUUAUUAAACCGAGAUCUCACAUUAAGGACAGUUGGGCAUUCACAAAGCUGAUUCAAAAUAGAAGGAUCGAACGAGAAGAGAUCCUCCUCUCCUUGGAUGUCACUGCCCUCUUUAAUAAUAUCCCGAAGGAGCUGGUUAUUAAAGCAAUUGAAAAAAGAUGGCAAGAGAUUUCUCAAAAAACCUUUUUUAACUUACAACAAUUUUUAUACGCUAUUGAACUUAUAUUAUCAUCAACUAGUUUUAGCUUUAAUGGACAGUUCUAUGAACAGAUUUUCGGUAGCCCUAUGGGAUCCCCGUUGUCGCCAAUCUUGGCUGACUUACAAUUAGUAAUGGACGACUUGGAGACAUUUUGUUUGGAACAACUGGAGUUUGAAGUUAACACAUAUUACAGAUACGUGGAUGAUGUGUUCACAAUAAUACCUAAUAACAAGAUAGACGACAUACUAAAAGUUUUUAACAGUUAUCAUCCACGACUUAAAUUUACACACGAAAUAGAGAAAGACUGCAAAAUAAAUUUUCUGGACGUUUCUGUAAUUAGACGCAACAACACUUUAGUGACAAAUUGGUUCCGUAAAGCUACCUUCUCGGGAAGAUACAUUAACUAUUUCUCAAACCACCCACACAAAUAUAAGACUAACAUUAUUAAUAACCUGACUGACCGAGCGGUCUUACUCUCUGACGACAGUUUCCAUGACGCAAAUUUAAAACUUGUAAAAGAAAUAUUGACUAAUAAUUGCUUCCCAACGCAUGUCAUAGACAAACAUAUAAAGUGCAGACUGAAACAAUUAAGAAACCAAAAGGACAAUCAAACUAAAGAAACUCCGUUUGACCCCAGACAAGUUGUCACCAUACCUUACAUAAAACACUUAAGUGAUAAUAUUAGUCGCACAUUUAAGAAAUGUAGCAUUCAGAUAAUCUUCACUGUCCCCAAAAAACUUAAUAAUAUAAUAAAAAAAGGGAAAGACAGACUACCCAACAAGAAACAAACUGAAUUGAUCUACAAAAUCAAUUGCGUUGAUUGUGAUGCGUGCUAUAUAGGACAAACUAAGCGACACCUUGAUACCCGAAUUAAAGAACACCUCAGCGACAUAAAGAAACAUGACAAUGACCACUCAGUGGUCAGCAAACACCGCACCACACUUGGGCACGAAUUUCAGUGGUCCUACCCCCAAAUACUUCAUAAAGAGAGAAAAAGAAAAAGAGAGGUUGCUGAACUGUUCUUUAUAAAAAGACACAGCUCUACGAUCAAUUACCAAAGGGAUACCGAAAGUUUGCCAGGGGUAUACGAAAAAAUCAUUGACAUCACCUAG
Molecule: messenger RNA, 1347 nt
Organism: Vollenhovia emeryi
Lineage: Eukaryota; Metazoa; Arthropoda; Insecta; Hymenoptera; Formicidae
Exons: 1
Coding region: 1-1347 (448 amino acids)
Source: RefSeq, a predicted model, not a curated record